Papaver somniferum (opium poppy) is the source of this 4078-nucleotide messenger RNA. RefSeq names its product squamosa promoter-binding-like protein 14. The coding region runs from base 454 to 3696 and encodes 1080 amino acids. Gene Ontology annotation, cellular component: nucleus. Gene Ontology annotation, molecular function: DNA binding. The record is from RefSeq and is a predicted model, not a curated record. The transcript has 11 exons. NCBI's taxonomy places the organism in Eukaryota, Viridiplantae, Streptophyta, Magnoliopsida, Ranunculales, Papaveraceae.
AAGCCAUUUCUAGAGGUCAGGUAGUGUGUGUUCUUCUUCAACAGGCUUUUGAGUGCAGUCUACAUAACUCCUUUUUUGAAUUUCAAAAGAGAAAAUUCUGAGAUAACACCAGGAAAUUACUAUGUAGACUACACCAGCAGAAAAUAAAUCAAAUCAUCGUCUUCGUUUCGUAAUGUUCAGAAUUCGAGGAUUUCCACGUAAAAUAUCUCUGUUCGUAUAGAAGAAGAUAACAAAAUUCAGUCAAACCAAAUAGUUGAUAUUACUCAGAAGGAGGACUUGUUCGUUAGCCAAACUUUUUGUGACAUUUUGUAAUUCAGGGGCGGCCGCAGGAAGAAAAAUCAACGAACAAGAAUAUCUUACUAGGAAUUGAGAUGUAAUUAUUGAGUUGAACUAUUGAUAGAGUCAUGGGAGGAAUUCAUUUCGAUUAGAUUAGUUAGGUUUUUGAUGUAUUGAAUGGAACAAGUUGAGGCACAAAUUAGACGUCCGGUAUUUAUGCAACGGCACCAUCCAGUUCAGGCUGCCUGUUUUAGCCAAGAACCACCUCCCAUGUCAAGAAAGCGUAAGCUGUCGAUCAAUACGUCCAAUUGGCCGCAGCAGCAUACACCACCGUUCCAACAACAGCAGUAUGGAUUACCAAACUCUGAGAAAAAUUGGAAUCGUAAUGUUUGGAUGUGGGAUAGUGUGAAAUUUGUUGCUAAGCCAUUAGAAGCUGAUGUCACAAGAAACCGCUCAUCAGCGGCUGUGGGGGCUGCUGCAGUGACUGAUCAGAGAAGGAAAGGGGAAGAAAACUUGAAAAGCUCUAUGAACCAGGAUGAUCGUGAGAACCUUGCAUUAAAUCUUGGUGGGAGCUUGUAUUCUGUGGAUGAGCAUGUUUCAAGGCCCAAUAAGAGAAUCAGAUCUGGAUCGCCUGGAGGUGUCAAUGGUAGCGCAAGUUAUCCUAUGUGCCAGGUUGAUGAUUGUAGAGGAAAUUUGUCGCAAGCAAAAGACUAUCACCGACGGCAUAAAGUGUGUGAGAUUCACAGCAAGACUACUAAGGCUCUUGUAGGAAAGCAGAUGCAAAGGUUCUGCCAGCAGUGUAGCAGGUUUCACCCCCUUUUGGACUUUGACGAUGGAAAGAGAAGUUGUAGGCGUAGGCUUGCAGGGCAUAAUCGAAGAAGAAGGAAAACCCAGCAGGAGGAUGUUUCUUCGAGAUUGUUAGUCCCUGGAAAGCUAGAGAACAAUGGUAGUGGGAACUCAGAAAUUGUUAACAUCAUUCAAGCUUUAGCUCGUCUACAAGGGACCAAUAUGGACAGAAAUGCCAACAUCUCAUCAAUACCUGACAGAGAUUGGCUCAUCAUGAUUCUUAAUAAGAUGAACUCAUUACCUGUUGCCUCAAACAAUGCUGCUAGGUUAGCCUUACAUGGAGGUUUUGAUCUGAAUGUCUCACAAGAAGUUUCUACAGAAUCUUCCAACAAGGUGAAUGAGAAUUUCUCUGCUUCGUCAACUAUGGAUUUACUUGCCAUUUUUUCAGCCGCAUUAAAAGAAUGUUCUCCAGAAGUCUUGGCAGUCCUAUCUCAAACAAGUAGUCACAAUGAUGACGACAAGCUCAGCUACCAUAAGAACUCAAGUCCUGUUUCAACAUUAGCUGGAGGAGAUGGAACUGCAACCUUCCAGUCUAGGCUUGAUCCUUCGAGUUGCCAGGUGCAAGAGUGUAGACCCAGUUUUCCAUUGCAGCUCUUUGGUUCCUCCAGUGAUAGUGACAGUCCUCCGAAUCAGGGAUCUCCCUGGAAAUACUACUCCUCUGACAGCAGUAACCCAAUUGAAGAGAGGUCUCCUGCAUUUUCAUCUCCUGGUACCACGCUACUGUUCCCACUGCGGACCCCGUCAUCUGAGAUUAUGAAACAUGAGAGUAUAUCGAUUACUGGGGAAAAUAAUGUUGAGGACACUCCUCCUGGGGGUUCAACCCUUUUGGAACUCUUUAAACAUGAUAAUGGGCGAGUUGCGAAUAGCUCAAUUCGAAGUCCAUCAGGUCAGCCAGGUUACACUUCUCAAUCUGGGUCUGAUCAGUCCCCAACUUCAUCUUCUGAUUCCCACGACCGGACUGGGCGUAUCAUUUUCAAACUCUUUGACAAGGACCCAAGCAAUCUUCCCGGAAAUCUAAGGGCAGAGAUCAUAAAUUGGCUUUCACACAGCCCAUCAGAUAUUGAGAGCUACAUUAGGCCUGGUUGUGUGAUUCUAUCAAUUUAUACAGUAGCACCUUCUAGGACUUGGGAGCAAUUCCAGCAGGAUCUUCUACAGCGCGUAAAGCUACUCGUGAACGAACAAAAUUCAGAUUUUUGGAGAAAUGGAAGAUUUUUAAUUCACACAGGCAGACAAUUAGCAUCACAUAAAGAUGGCAAUUUUCGUUUGUGCAAAGCAUGGAGAACACAAAAUUCUCCUGAAUUGAUGUUUGUAUCGCCUCUGGCCGUCGUUGGUGGUCAGCAAACAACUCUCCUUCUGAGAGGUCAGAAUCUGAGGGUUCCAGGCACCAAGAUUCACUGUGCAUACAUGGGAGGAUACACAUCAAAGGAAGUUACUGGAUCAGCUGGCACUAUAUAUGAUCGCACAAGUGCAGAAAGUUUCAACUUUUCCAGUGAAAUUCCUAAUGUUCUUGGCCGCUGUUUCAUUGAGGUUGAGAAUGGUUUCAAAGGGAACAGUUUUCCACUCAUAAUAGCUGAUUCUAGCAUCUGUCAAGAAUUGAGACUUCUCGAACCGGAAUUAGAGAUAUAUGCUAGUGUCAGUGAUGGGACCGCAGAACAACAGAACCUGGAUUCUGAACGGCUUAGGUCAAGGGAGGAUAUCUUGCAUUUCUUGCAUGAACUUGGAUGGUUGUUCCAAAGGAAAAACAUCCCAUCCAGUUUUGAUGGUCUAGAUUUCUCCCAUGGGCGGUUCAAGUUUCUCUUCAUAUUUUCCAUAGAAAGGGACUGGUGUGCUCUGGUGAAAAUGCUUCUAGACAUACUUGUGGAAAGAAACAUGAAAGAAGGUGCAUUAUCAAGGGAGUCUCUGGAGAAUCUUUCAGAUAUUCACCUUUUACACAGGGCAGUAAAGAGGAAAUGCAGAAGCAUGGUUGAUUUGCUCAUUAAAUAUUCUCUAACUAGCACCACUGGUGCUCCGGAGACAUACCUUUUCUCUCCAAGUCAAAUGGGUCCGGGUGGUCUUACACCUCUACACCUGGCUGCGUGCCUACAUGAUUCAAAGGAGAUGGUGGAUAUUUUAACUGAGGAUCCUCAAAAGGUUGGGAUGGACUGCUGGUAUUCUUUAUACGAUGCAAAUGGACAGUCUCCAUAUAAUUAUGCCUCAAUGCGGAACAAUCACUAUUAUAACAGGAUGGUGGAUCGAAAGGUUGCUGUAAGGAAACAAGGGAAAGUGUCCAUAGAUAUUGAGGACGAUGAGAUAUCUUCCUCCCACCAGCAACAACAGCAACAACCACAACCACAGCCACAACUGCAGUUGGUACAGGGGCGAAGGCGGCCUUGUUCGAAGUGUGCAGUCGUGCCACCAACAGGACGUUUUAUGAGAAUGCCAGGUACUCAGGGGCUACUUCAUGUUCCUUAUGUGCAUUCUAUGCUAGCCAUUGCUGCAAUGUGUGUCUGUGUGUGCUUGCUUAUGCGGGGCUCUCCACAAAUUGGAGACAUCCCACCUUUUAUGUGGGCGCAUUUGGGUUCUGGGAUCAUGUAGUCAGAUGAAAAAAAUAAUCUAGCCAAGGAAGACGGCACAAAGAAAGAAAUCCUGCCUGCUCACUACCGCUUCUGUUAGUAUAGGAAGAUCAUCUUUCUUUUCUUUUUCUUUUCUCAAAUUUGAGACAGGAAGAAGAAGAGAGUGAUGAUGGGGGGUUGGAGGACCCUGCAGAUAAUUUAACCUAAGUUGUUGGUAUACAUGUAUAGUUUUUUUUGUUUGUUUUCUUUCCCAGUCCAUGAAUGAAUAUAGAAAAAGAUGAAUUAUGAUGAGCAUAUGUAUGUACCAAUAGAACAUCAUAAGUUCAUAACAGUUAGAUAUUGUGUACGCUUUCUCUUUACCAACUUAAUGAACUGAAAUAGAAUUUUUUCCCUGUUCUUUUUAU